AUGGUUGUACAACGCUACAGAGGACUUCGAGGAAUUGACCCGGCGAUGGAUAAAUUGAUCUCAAUUGAAGGUCUGGACACGUAUAAUGGACCAUCAACCAGAGAAUCUCCUGCAUAUCCGCGAAUUCUCCAAGCAUUUGAAAAUACGCGCAUGAUUGCUGAAUCGGUCGGCGCAAAAGUUGGAGACUGUCUACGCCUGGUGAUGCAAGAUGCCUCUCAUAUCUAUGUCGGCCUUAAGCAGAGCGUUGCUAAUGACUUUGUACAAUUACACAACGGGACAUGUACCGGUUCCAUCAACGAGGCACAGAAAGCGAUAUGGGGAGAGUCUCGUCGAUUCUGUAAUGUUUGCCUUUCUUGUUGA
Molecule: messenger RNA, 360 nt
Organism: Talaromyces marneffei
Lineage: Eukaryota; Fungi; Ascomycota; Eurotiomycetes; Eurotiales; Trichocomaceae
Exons: 5
Coding region: 1-360 (119 amino acids)
Source: RefSeq, a predicted model, not a curated record